This is a messenger RNA of Impatiens glandulifera, 884 nucleotides long. RefSeq names its product chorismate mutase 1, chloroplastic-like. Gene Ontology annotation, biological process: chorismate metabolic process; aromatic amino acid biosynthetic process. The coding region runs from base 179 to 586 and encodes 135 amino acids. The record is from RefSeq and is a predicted model, not a curated record. Gene Ontology annotation, cellular component: cytoplasm. The transcript is spliced from 5 exons. Lineage: Eukaryota; Viridiplantae; Streptophyta; Magnoliopsida; Ericales; Balsaminaceae. Gene Ontology annotation, molecular function: chorismate mutase activity.
UCCCGAGCAUCCCGACCAUUCUUCCGGUCCCUUUCUUCCUGCCGAGCAUCCCGACGAUCGCCAAGCCACAGCCGGACAAUCUCCAAGCACCAGCCGGACGUUUUUCGUUUCUCGUUCUCGUUUGAAUCCUUCAGAGACCUGAGGGAACUCAAAGCUUUACAGUGCGCAUGUUUCACAAAUGGUUGUCCUUAACUCUAAUGUGACUCAUCCAUUAGGAUUAUUGAAUGAUCCUAAUGCUUUUCCAGUUGAUGGGUUUAGCGGGUCUUUGGUUGAGUUUAUGGUCAAAGAAACUGAGAAGCUUCAUGCUCGUGUAUCCACCUUUAAAGUAUCCACAGGAAAGUAUGGGAUAUAUAUGUACUUUAAAAACCUUCUUCCCAGAUUGGUUAAGGAAGGAGAUGAUGGUAAUUGUGGAUCAACAGCAGUAUGUGACACAAUUUGUCUUCAGGCCCUUUCGAAGAGAAUUCAAUAUGGGAAAUUUGUAGCAGAGGCUAAGUUUCGAGCUUCGCCCGAGGACUAUACAAGUGCAAUAAAAGCACAACUAAGACCGAAAAUGGCUGAUGGAUUUACUUACAUAUCCAAUGGUUGAAGAAGCAGUGAAGAGAAUGGUGGAGAUAAAAUCGAAAACUCAUGGUCAAGAAGUGGUGAUUAAUCAGGGAGAUGAACUGGUUUCAGGUUCAGAUCCGAAUUACAGAAUAAAACCAAACUUGGUUGGGGAUUUGUAUGGAGAUUGGAUCAUGCCAUUGACAAAGGAAGUUCAAGUUGAGUAUUUGUUAAGAAGACUUGAUUGACAUGUAAUAAUAAUAAUAAUAAUAUGUUAUUAGAUUACUUACUACUUAUGUAUUAUAAAUCAAUGCCCUAAUGUUUGGCCUCCCCUGUUUUAGAAC